This is a messenger RNA of Prunus armeniaca (apricot), 1056 nucleotides long. The record is from the annotation of a GenBank genome assembly. Lineage: Eukaryota; Viridiplantae; Streptophyta; Magnoliopsida; Rosales; Rosaceae.
AUGAGGAAAGGAGCUAAAAGGAAGGUCAGCCAGAGAGAAGACAACAAGGAAAACUCGACCAAGCCAGACAACCACAAAGAACAUCCCAGCAAGGCCAGCACUCGAUCAAAGCGGGUCAAGGCCUCCCACCCUGAAUCCGAGCCAGAGUACUUGGAGGAGCCCCGCAACUUGGAAGAUCUCUGGAAGGCUGCUUUUCCUGUUGGGACAGAAUGGGAUCAAUUGGACGCGGUGUACCGGUUCAAGUGGGAUUUCUCAAAUCUGGAACAAGCAUUUGAAGAGGGGGGCAAGCUGUAUGGGAUUGGGAACAACAAAGUCUAUCUCUUUGGUGGUACGGAGCCUCAACAAGUUCCUUUCAAGGGUAAAUUGGAAAUUGUUUACAUACCUAUUGUGGUGGCUGUUGUAUCUCCUUGCCCACCUUCUGAUAAAAUUGGGAUCAAGUCAGUUCAGAGAGAGACUGAAGAAAUAGUUCCAAUGAAAGAGAUGAAGAUGGACUGGGUUCCAUAUAUUCCUCUGGACAAGAGAGACCGCCAAGUUGUGGAAUAUGGGCGAAAAUCUCCUCAAAUAUUUGUGUUGGGAUGCACUCAGAGAAGGGCUGCUUUGAAGCACAUGAAGAUAGACCGUCUAAAGAAAUUUGAUUACUGCUUGCCAUAUUUGAUGCCGAUCAAGGAAGAGGAGCUUGAGCUGAGCACUGAGGUGGACAUACUUUUCCCAGCAGAGCCAAAUCCACCGGUUUACUGCGUAUUUGAUUGGCAGUUUGAUGAAGUUGAGGAGUUUGCUGAUGAUCGGAUAAAAGAAGAGGAACUAUCGGCUGAUCAAAAGGAUGCCUUCAUGGAGUUUGUCAAGGAGAAAGUACGCCAGCAAAAGAGAGAGAAUCGAGAGAAAAAGGAAGCCCGCAGGCAAGCCUUUGAGAAAAUGAGUGUGGAAGCUAAAGCAGCAUUCGAAAAUUUGAAGUAUUAUAAGUUCUAUCCGGUGCAAACAGCGGAUACUCCUGACAUAUCAGCUGUUAAGGCUUCAUACAUCAAUAGGUACUACAACAAGGCUCAUGAGGUUCUCUGA